Molecule: messenger RNA, 1816 nt
Organism: Lathyrus oleraceus (garden pea)
Lineage: Eukaryota; Viridiplantae; Streptophyta; Magnoliopsida; Fabales; Fabaceae
Exons: 2
Coding region: 403-1323 (306 amino acids)
Source: RefSeq, a predicted model, not a curated record
GCUGGUUAGACAUCAUCUAGUGUUUGUAACCAAAAAAAAAUAGUAGCUAGUGUUUGUUUAUUCCCAUUCCAAAUAGAGUGCAUCAACUCCGGAAGAAAGACAGACCACCCUUCUGUCCUUCAACCUUUCUUCUCCAUCUCACCUUUUUGAGUUGACUCCUUCCAACAAUAGAAUUCUUCAUUUCCUAUUUUUAACUUUGCCAUCCCAAAACCCUAUUUCAUUCUCUGUUUCUUUCCCCUUUUCAGUUAAACGGUUAAAAACCUUCUUUUUCUUCUCUAAAAAAACCAUCUUCACCCAAAUUCGUUUUUCCUUCAAAUUUCACUUUUUUUUCAUCUGGGUCGUUCCCAAUUUCAACAAAACCCAGAAGGGUAAUCAAAAUUCGAUAUUUGAAGUCUUUGUUAUAUGGAUCAAAACGAAGAAGCGAUUGCGAAAAGCGAAAACUCGUUAAGCUUUUCACCGAUAAAGAGUCACCGAUCGUGGCUCGAACUUCGUCUCUUCUACGUUCGAAUUUCACCUUGUGUAAUCAACAGCGCUCCCGAAUGUUUAACCCUAUGUCACCCAAAUCGCGAAACCGGUUCCUCUCUUGUAAUCAACGGCACACCAAUCCCUGCAAUUGAUUCCGCUCCGCCGCUUCCUCUCCGCCGUGACCGUGUCGACAAGGAAUCUGCUGAGGUUACCUAUGUCAGCACGGAUAAUGUGAGAAUCACCGGUGGUGCUGAAUUUGAGGUGUAUGAAAAGGAUGUGUUGUUUCUCUGUGGGUCAUUGGAACGGUUGGAUACUGAUUGGGGGAAUGGGUCGGGUUGGGAAAUGGAUUGCCAUGUGGCGGCGGGGUCUAUUGGGUCCGGUUCGUCGGCGUUUUUUCGGCCGAAGCUCGGAGUUUCGGCUCCGUCGGUUGAAGUUUAUGUUGCGGGGUGUUGUUCUGGUGUGCCUGUGAUUUUGAGUAAGACUAUUUCGAUGAGUCCUCGGAGGAGAGUUCCUAGGCAUGCUAUUUUGGAUGCUAUUCCAGAAGAUGAGGAAAUUAAUGUUAUAGAGAAGGAUCAUGCUAAGAGUAUGAAUGGAUUGAUUCCACACCCCAAACUGCAGAUAACAGGGUCUCCAGGGUCAGAAGUUUAUGAUUAUGAUCUUGAUGGGAAGAUGGCGAAUGGUUUCUACUCUCAAGAAAUGUAUCUUGGCGAGGACGGACAACUCACAUGGUUCAAUGCUGGCGUUAGAGUUGGUGUCGGGAUUGGCCUUGGUAUGUGCGUAGGGAUAGGGAUUGGCGUUGGAUUACUUAUGCGUUCGUACCAAACAACAACCAAGAAUUUUAGGAGGAAGUUUUUCUAAUCGAUAAUAAUGAAUUUGCUGGUCUCGAUCAAUGAAAAAACAAAAAAGAUAUACCGGAGUUGGAUCAAACAACAAGUUGAAUGCAUGAAUCAUGAGUUUCGUAGAUGAGUGAAAGGUUGUGCAUCGUGUAGUUUUUGUAGGUUUGGUGCAUUCGCUCAUACUUUCAUGUAUUGAAGUGUUAUUGCAUCGUAUGUAUGACGUAGGUUUGAAGAUUUGCAUUUUGUAGAAGAUGUAUCGGAUCCUCCAACAACAAUGGAUGUCAAUAAAAGCUUUGAGGAUAUGGAUAAUAUGGUUUGUGGCAGCAGGAACAAGUGUUCCAUGGCCAGCCUUCAAGUUUGAGAGAGGUUUUAAAUGUGAACUUGUACUGAUAUUUUACUGUUUCUUUGCCUGUAGAUUGUUUAUCAUUUUAUGCAAAUUUUGAUAUGUAUAUAUUUUAUGUUUCCAUGGUAAGCGGUUUUUUUAAUAAAAAAAAAAGUGUGCCCUUUUUAGUGAA